ACAACCUCCCGCAGCAUGUUUUACGGGCCGUCCUCCACCAUGGCCCCGCCGUCCAAGAGCCGCCUGAAGCGCCAGAGCCGCCUCUUCUCCCAGGUCCUGUACCGCACCCUGAGCUACAAGGACCGCGGCUCUGCCACCCCGGCGGCCGCGGAGGACGAUCCGGCCGAGCUCUCCACCCAGCUCUCGGCCCCCGGCAUCCUCAAAAUCUUCGGGGGCAACAUCUGCGCGGGCACCAACUACAAGAGCGUGCUGGUGACGGGCAGCUCCGGCGCUCGGGAGCUGGUGAAGGAGGCUCUGGAGCGCUACGGGCUGAGCCAGCUCAGCGCCGCGCAGUUCGCGCUCUGCGAUGUCAUCGGCCGCUUCCAGGGCCCCGACAGGCAGUGGCACACAGAGGGGCUCAGGGUGCUGGGUGACCACGAGAAGCCGCUGCUCAUCCAGGACCUCUGGAAGCCCAGGGAGGGCUUCUCGCGCCGGCUGGAGCUGCGCAGGAGGGCGGAGGUGGAGGAGAUGGCGGCCAGGGAUGUGGACACCACCACUGCAGGCAUCAACGCCCAAGCGCGGAAGCUGCAGCGGCACCGGGCGCGGGGGGCCCGGCGGGCGGCGGGGGCUGAGCGGCGCGGGCCCCCCCCGGCCCUGCGGCGCAGCCUCAGCGAGACCAGCCUGGGGACCCCGCGGCACUGCUCCACCCUGCCCGGCAGCCCGGCGGCGGCGCGGAGCGGCGGCGGCAGCAGCAGCAGCAGCAUGCGGUACUCCCUCUACCAGUCCCCGCACCUCCUGCUCCUGCAGGGCUACAGCCAGCAGCAUGACAGCCUGGUUUACCUGCUGAACCGCGAGCAGCACACGGUGGGCCAGAGGACACAGGCGAGCAAGCCCAGCAUCAGCCUGUCAGCCCCGGACAUCCUGCCCCUGCACUGCACCAUCAGGAAGCUCCGACCUUCCCGGAAUCGCUCGGAGGAGAAGCUGGUGCUGGAGCCCAUCGCCGGCGCUGGCAUCUCUGUCAACUUCGCGGAGGUGGCCCGGACGGUGGUGCUGCGGCACGGGGACCUGCUGUCCCUCGGCCUCUAUUACCUGCUCCUCUACAAGGACCCCAUGAAGGCGCAGCCGCUGCCGGCGCAGACCCUGCUGAGGUUGCGAGCCCUGCACCCCGAGGGUCCCCACGUGUGCGGGGCGUGUGGCAGCCUGCUGAAGGACAAGGACCCUGCUGCCAAACAGCGCGGCCCCUCGCCCGCCGGCGGCCCCAGGACGCCCCGCAGGAGGCUGCAGCUGGAGUUCGAGCCGGCGGCCGAGGAUGUGCUCCUGCGGCGCAUCAUGACCCUGAUCGAGCCCGGAGGGGAUGACCACAAGCUGACACCCGCCUUCCUGCUCUGCCUCUGCAUCCAGCACUCGGCCACCAACUUUGAGCCAGGAGACUUCGGGCAGCUGCUGCUCAAAGCGGCCAAAAUGAUCCAGAGGACGGUGUGGGAGCGGACACGGGAGCUGGCUGAAAAGCAAUCCCAGCACCAGGACCCUGCCACCCUGUCCCGCUUCACCAUCACAGACCUUCUCCCAGACCUGCAGCACAUCAUCUUCUGGAUGGCCAAUGCCAUUGAGAUCCUCUACUUUGUCCAGCAGAAAUCACCCACCUACAUCCAGAGCAUGGAGGAAGAGCUGGACAUCAAAGGCUCCAAGGAGUCUCUGUUCUCCUCGACCAUCACGGCCAGCGAGGAGGCGAUGACGGUGCUGGAGGAGGUGAUCAUGUACACCUUCCAGCAGUGUGUCUACUACAUCUCCAAGUGUCUGUACGUGUCGCUUCCUGCCCUGCUGGAGUGCAACCCCUUCCAGAGUGAGUGCCGGGAGAGCUGGCGGGGCAGCCCGCCGCUGCCCGAGGAGCUCCGCAGGGUCGUGCUCAUCUACCAGGCCGUGCUGGACCUGCUCCACCAGUACGAAGUGCACCCCGAGAUCACCUCCCAGAUGUUUGCCUACCUCUUCUUCUUCUCCAACACUCUGCUCUUCAACCAGCUCCUGGAUAAGGGCUCCUCUCUGGGCUGCUACCACUGGUCUCAGGGGGUGAAGCUGCGGGCCAGCGUGCGGCUGCUCCUGGAAUGGCUGCGCAGUGCCGGCUUCGAGCAGCUCGCCCAGCAGUUCUUUGCCAAACUCGCCAGCGUGGCCAACCUGCUGGCCAUGCCCGGCUCCCAGCUGGUGCAGAUGACCUGGCCAUCCCUGCGAGCUGAGUUCCCAGCGCUGAGCCCUGCACAGCUGCACCGGGUGCUGAGCCAGUGCCAGGCAGUGAUGGAUGUGGGCUGCAUCUCAGCAUGGCAACCCAGUGAGGAGGAGAGCCCGGCCACCUUCCAGCCUGAUGAGAUGCUGGAGUCCUUUGACAACCACCCACCCAUCAUCCUGCCCAGUGGGGGCUUCAAAGUGGACCUGGAGGUGGAGACAUUGGAUGAUAACAUCUAUAGACACCUCCUGUACAUCCGCCACUUCCUCUGGAGCCUGCAGAGCAGGAGCCCCCACACCAGCGAGGGGCCAGGCUCAGCUCUCCCAAAGAAAGAGGCAUGCACGACGCCGGAGGUGCUGGAGGCGCCCACGGACUCCUCCUGCCUGCUCACACCACCCACCACCCCCCUGAACUUCGACUGCGGCAGCCCCGAGUCCCCUCAGGGCACGGGCAAAGGGCUGCAGGACCCGCGGAGGAACGGCAUGAACGGCACCAAAGGCAGCACCCCCGAAGGCUGCUCGCCGACCCCCUAUGAUUACCCCACGCCGGAAUCCUCCAGCCGCAGCUCCGCCACCGACGACUUCUGCUACGUGUUCGUGGUGGAGCUGGAGAGGGGACCCAUCGGGCUGGGAAUGGGGCUGAUCGACGGCGUGCACACCUCCCUGUGCUCCCCGGGGAUCUACAUCCGCACGCUGAUCGAGGACAGCCCCGCGGCUGCCGACGGCAGGCUCUCCAUCGGGGACCGCAUCCUGGCUGUCAACGGCACCAGCCUCAUCGGGGCCGACUACCAGAGUGCCGUGGACCUCAUCCGCUCUGGAGGGAAAAAGCUGCGGUUUCUGGUUGCCAAGUCGGACAUUGAAAUAGCAAAAAAAAUCAGUUCCAGCUCCUCUUCCUCUUAGUCCUUGUGGUACAAGGAUCUUUCUGCAGCAGCUUGUGGCUACAGCUCUGGUUAAGGCUGACCUCAGGGAGCCUGGAGUGCAAGAGGGAGGACCAGGACUCCACAACAGCCCUCGAUGUGCUUUUGGACACUUUGCCCCUGCACUGCAGCAGAUGAAAGGACACACAAGGAUGGUGCACGCUUCUCCCACUGCACUGGCUGGGAGCAUCAUUCCUGAUCCAUUGCCCAGCCUCACCUUAUACCCAGUGUCAUCCUUCUCAGGAGCUUUCCUGUUCCUUUGUCCCCUCUGGCAGGGGGAGGGAAGGGGAUGCUCCCAGCAUAGGGAUUUGUAGGCAGGCUCCUCUGUUCCUCUAGGCUGGUAGCCCUGUGUGAUAUUUUAUGCUGGUAGGCAGAAGGCUUGAAAUACCUUUGUGUUUUGAAGAGAACACAUGGGGCAGGCCUGG
Messenger RNA from Sturnus vulgaris (Common starling), 3538 nucleotides. Lineage: Eukaryota; Metazoa; Chordata; Aves; Passeriformes; Sturnidae. The record is from RefSeq and is a predicted model, not a curated record.